AUGUCAAUUCGGCGCCAAUCGUGCGACAGCUGCUUCGCUUCCCGCCGAAAAUGUGACCUCACAUACCCAAUCUGCACUCGCUGUGAGCGCAACAACAAGAGCUGCCAAUACAGGUAUCCACCGCAGCUGCCCAGGGAGCGCAUCGCCGUCGAUGCCACUGCCACCGUACCAGCUGCUACUCAAUCCACCGGACAAGUGAAGCGUAAAUCCAGCCAUGCCGAUGCUUCAUCGCCGGACACGACAGGCUCUGUGGCCCUGACGCCCAGCAGUCCGCGAUGGAUCGGCCGCCUGGGCACGCUACCGCCGAUAGCAUCUUCAACAUCAUUGAACUGGGUAUUCAACCAGAUCCGCGGCUGUCCGCAGAACUUUGCACAGCGCGCAGAAACAAUCUUCAUCCACAAGGGCCUCUACACCGGCAACAAGCUCCCACAGCCGCUCCGUGCAGCUUUUGGCAUCUGCGCCGGCACCCUGUCGGUGAACCAGGUCAGCCACCAAACGCUCUUCCGCGUCCUCGACUCAGAGGUCGACGCCCUCCUCAGCUCGUCCCUGACGGGCUCCCUGCAAGAGGAGCUGCACAAGCUGCAGGCCGUGGUGCUGUAUCAAAUCAUCCGCCUCUUCUACGGCCAGAUCGGAGAGCGCAUGCUCGCCGAACGCCAAGAGUACCUGGUCCGCUCCUACGCGCUCAAGCUGCUGCAGUUGUCCAACGCGGAGCUACGCAGUGGCCCUCGCACAUGGGCGGCGUGGAUCGUCGCCGAAAGCAUCCGGAGGACAGUCUACAUUGCGUUCAAGCUGUACACGCUGUACGCCAUGUCGAGGUACGGCCAGUGCUCAGAGAUACAGGCCAUGUGCAUGCUGCCUAUCUCUACCAACUCGCGGUUGUGGUACUCGAGUGAAGAGCGUGGUUUUCAGCCUCCGGACCGAGACGAGGUCAUGACGUACAAGGACUUUGCCGAGUUUUAUAGAAGGACGCGGAGGAGAGUGCAUGAGCCGUUUGAACAAUUAAUUAACUAUUGUGGGGUGCAAACGAUGCGUAGAGCAGGUUGA
This is a messenger RNA of Metarhizium acridum CQMa 102, 1044 nucleotides long. RefSeq lists its product as uncharacterized. Gene Ontology annotation, molecular function: DNA-binding transcription factor activity, RNA polymerase II-specific; zinc ion binding. Gene Ontology annotation, biological process: regulation of DNA-templated transcription. NCBI's taxonomy places the organism in Eukaryota, Fungi, Ascomycota, Sordariomycetes, Hypocreales, Clavicipitaceae. The record is from RefSeq and is a predicted model, not a curated record.